GUUUCGUCUUUGUAGUCGGUCGUCAUGGCUGCCGCACAAGGACGCGGCAGUCCCCACCACCACCCGCCGCCGCCGUUUGUGGCCAAGCGGACCAUGCGCCGCACCAACUCGACCAUCAUCGACGGCAACGCCAUCCUCCGCGGUGGAUCGACGUCGCUGUUAUCUCCGUGCUACACCGCGUACACUUUUGUUACGUCGUCGAUUGGGACGUGGUGGCGGCGGCGACCACGUGGACGGUCGUCCACGGUGGCGCAUUUGGCGUCGUCGUCAUCGUCAUCGUUGACACUUGCGCCGCCUGCUCCAGCCACCCAGUGCUUAGUGGACCCGAUCGUCGCGUUUGAGCCGACGCAUCGAGCGCUGUUUGGCGCGGCGUCGAGCCGCGGCAUCCGAUCGUACAACGAAGACACGUUUCGCGUGAUCACGAGCCUCGAAGCGUACGCGCAUGCGCUGGUCAUGCAUCAGCGCCAACGAGAUGUCAACCAUCCAGCCGAUGUCGACUCGUCGCAGUCGAUGCGCACCACGCUAGACACGGUCAUUCGCGACAACACGAUGGACGCCGACACGACCUCCCCACUCGCAUCGUGGACGCUGACCCCGGUCGAGUCGUGCGUCGGGCCGUCAAGGCUGCCGCGGGGAUCCAAAACUGGCGCGAGCAGCACCAGCACGAGCCAAUUUUAUGGCGUUUAUGACGGCCAUGCUGGACGUCGAUGCUCGUCCGUGGUCGCGCAAGUGUUGCCGAUGUGUGUCGCGGCCGCCGAUGCGUUCCAUACCAACGUUGGGGACGCGCUGCUGGCGGCGUGCUUGCAGAUGGACAAGCUGUUCUUGGACAUGGCUGCGACGAGGGGCUAUCGCGAUGGAUGCACGGCCAUCACAGUCGUCGUACGAAACGACGAAGUCACGAUUGCCAACAUCGGCGACUGCCGCGCUGUGCUGUGCGCGAUGGACCCGACGUCGAACGAAGUGAAAGUGACGGCGUUGACGACGGACCAGAAACCCAACUGUGCUGUUGAGAAAUCGCGCAUUGAAGCCGCCGGGGGCAUCGUGCUCAAUAUUCGAGGCAUCCCUCGCGUCAACGGGAUGCUGGCUGUCGCGCGGGCAUUUGGGGACCUCCCUCUGAAAAGGUAUAUUGUCGCCGAGCCCGACGUGACGAGGUAUAUGUUGCAAGGGAGCGACGAAUACAUUGUGAUGGCGACGGACGGGUUGUGGGAUGUUUUCAGCAACGAUGCGGUGGGGGUCUUCAUAAGGACACACUCGCACUUGCCGCUGAACGAAAUGGCGACGAAAAUGGCGGCCAUGGCCGUCGAGCUGGGCAGCACCGACAACGUCACCGUCGUGAUAAUAGACGUUCGGAGACAUCGGGGAGCCUAACUCAAUUAAGUAUUGGAACGUGCCGCCUGACGCAGCUACAGAAUCCAAGGAGUACGCCAGUUUUUGCCAAUCUUGGCACAACCUGCGUAGGAUUGUAAACUA
This is a messenger RNA of Aphanomyces invadans, 1470 nucleotides long. RefSeq lists its product as hypothetical. Bases 25 to 1368 code for a protein of 447 amino acids. Lineage: Eukaryota; Oomycota; Saprolegniomycetes; Saprolegniales; Verrucalvaceae. Gene Ontology annotation, molecular function: cation binding; protein serine/threonine phosphatase activity. Gene Ontology annotation, biological process: protein dephosphorylation. The transcript is spliced from 3 exons. The record is from RefSeq and is a predicted model, not a curated record.